UUUAUAGCAGGUAUUUUGUGUUUGCAGCUUAGUAAGAACUAAGAAGAAAUGGGUCGUCUACUUCAGUAUGUUAAAGAUGAUGGUAAUGGCAAUUUGGUGUUUAGCGACUUCCCAGAUAAUUCACGUUCAGAUGGCUUCAACAAUAUUGAAGACCAAUUCUCUUCCUCGAUGAAAUGGGCAGUGAUCGGCUCUGUUGCAAUUUAUAUAUAUCUUACAGUUUCUGGCCUGAUUGGGACUGUUGCGAUCAUAAUGAUUGUAUACGCCAUUAUUGACUGCUUAAAGAAGUGUGGAAGUGCUGUUCCAGCUUAUGCAAAGAUAGCAACCAGCGAUACUAAAAUAGAAGAAGCAUCAAACCAAAAACUUUCAUCACCAAAUAAAGAAGAAAUUGCGAAACCAGAAAUCCCAGUAAUAUUAUCAAACUCAGAAGCGGAAUAUGCAACUAUAGAGAGGUUUCUCAGCAAAAUGGCAAGAGAAAAGCCUGUCAGAUUCUCGAGUGCGCAACUCGAGGAAUUCACCGAUAACUUUGCCACUGUAUUGGGUUCGGGCGGUUUCGGUGUUGUUUUCAAAGGGGUUCUCCCAAUUAAUGGAGUUCAUUUGGCUGUAAAAAUGCUCAACAACAAUUGGGACAAAAGAGUUGAAGAGCAGUUUAUGGCUGAAGUUGCCACUUUGGGAAGAACUUACCACAUAAACUUAGUCAAACUCUACGGAUUCUGUUUCGACCCUUCGACGAAAGCUCUUGUUUACGAGUACAUGGAGAAUGGCUCUCUUGACAAAAUCUUGUUUGAUGAGAGCAGGGAAAUUGAGUGGGAGAAGCUUCAUGACAUUGCGGUACAAACAGGGAAAGGGAUAGCUUAUUUGCAUGAAGGGUGUGAAAGGAAGAUCAUACACUAUGACAUAAAGCCCGGGAAUGUACUUCUUGACAAGAACCUCAAUCCAAAGGUAGCGGAUUUCGGGUUGGCAAAGCUUUGCAACAGCGAAGGCAGUCAAAGAACUCUCAUGGUGGAUGGAAGAGGGACGCCAGGGUAUGCUGCGCCCGAGAUGUGGAAGCCUUAUCCUGUGACUCACAAGUGCGAUGUGUAUAGUUUUGGAAUUCUUCUCUUCGAGAUCGUGGGAAGGAGGCGGCAUUUCGAUGAGGGUUUAAGCGAAUCGAGACAGUGGCUUCCGAAAUGGGCUUGGGAAAUGUAUGAACACAUGGAACUAAAAGUUAUGCUUUCUCUUUGUGGGGUUGAGGAGAGAAACAGAGAAAAAGCAGAGAGGAUGUUGAUCGUAGCUCUGUGGUGCAUUCAAAACUCGCCGGAGGAAAGACCUUCGAUGAGCAAUGUGGUUCAGAUGCUAGAGGGAAGCAAGGAAGUUAAUCCACCACCAUGUCCUUUCGAUCACCGGCCAUCUCCUGGCUCCAUGUUUAGCGCGGCACGGGGUGGAAACGACCGUGAGAGCUCUGACACAUACUCAUCAAGCAAGACGAGUUUCGGAAAAAUUCAUUCCAAUCAUGUGCAGAAUACAUUUGAAAUCGAGUUAGCUUCAGAAUAGUAAAAACGUUCUCUAUGUUAAAACUCGUGUUUGUUUGGUUCUAUUAAGAUUAAGG
Morus notabilis is the source of this 1585-nucleotide messenger RNA. RefSeq names its product rust resistance kinase Lr10. NCBI's taxonomy places the organism in Eukaryota, Viridiplantae, Streptophyta, Magnoliopsida, Rosales, Moraceae. Gene Ontology annotation, biological process: protein phosphorylation. The record is from RefSeq and is a predicted model, not a curated record. The transcript is spliced from 2 exons. Gene Ontology annotation, molecular function: ATP binding; protein kinase activity. Bases 49 to 1530 code for a protein of 493 amino acids.